AAGAGAGAUGUCUUCCAAGCCAAUGUCUUGAAUUGAAUUGUCUCGCAUUUCUCUGAUUAGAUAUUGUCUUUGGCGGUCAUAUUUUCAACAAGAAACAGAUUUCUGACAUGAACACAGGUCACUCUGGGGUUUUCCUAACAUAAAUAAAGUGCUGGUCAGAAACGUGUGACCAAUCCUCAGUCUAGAAAUAAUAACCUCUUCCCUACGGGUAACCUCGCUUCUUUUACAGACAGUAACUGAGACAGUUUUGAUUCCUUCGGUGAGAAUCUACAAUGAAUUAGUCAUGAAAAUAAAGGAAACGCACUGAAUGAGAAGGUGUGUCCAAACUUUUGGCCUGUACUGUAUAUAUCCCCAUCGCGGUCCACCGGAAGGGGAGGGACUUCGUCUCUAUUGGUUUAGGUCACACAGCGCCCUCGUUUGAAUGGCGGACGACGUGUAUCAUGAGUAAAUAGCUACUCAAACAGUGUGAGAAACCAUGGAACAGGAACAGCAGGUAGAAUGGGACAAUGUGAAUAAACUUCUGCAGCACCACGGUUUUAAGCCCGUGUGCUUUGCAGAUCCUGUAGAGAACAAGAAUCUUUCAGAUCUGAUUCUGCUGGACAGGAAGUCGGCCAGUGAGAUCAGGAGGACUCUAAAGAUGAUGCUCACAGACUCGGAGAGAAGACAGGCUCUGGUCCAGGAGCUCGUCAAGUCCAACAACCAACUCAAAGAGGAGGCUCACAAGCACACUCUUGGAGCAGCUCAGCAGUGUGAGCGGGCCGCUGAGCUGGAGGCGCUGCUGGCCGUGGUGAGGAUCAGAGUCCAGGACCUGGAGGACCGCUACCUCGCCAAGGCUGUCCAACAGCACAGCCACACACAACAGCUGCAGCGGGACAACCAGGACGCACAGGAGCGGUGUCAGGUCCUGGAGAAGAAGCUGUCUGAACAGAGGGAGGAAGUCGCUCAGCUUCAGAAGAAACUGUAUUUCACCGUCAAAGAAGAAGAGCAACGAUUGGCUCGCCAGGGUCACGCCCUCCAGCAGGUCUGCACCACAGCGAGCCGGCAGAACUCCCCAGCUGAGCCGCAGUCUGUCAAAGGAGAAUCAGGAGGAUCUCACGUGACUCAUCAGGCAAAAAUCAAGAAUGUUACUCCAUCUCUCAGAGCCAUCCUCAAGGCAUACCAGGAACAGCAGAAGGCAAGCGCAGCUCAAAUAGAAGAUCUCAAGAGGGAGGUGGAGCACCUGAAGCGAGAGCUGAGGACGAGAUUACCUCAAAAAGACAACACGACUGAGAGCAGCGAGGACAACGUGACUGAGAGCAGCGAGGACAUCGCUUUGUGUGUCCACUAUCGCCAUCUGUUGGAUGAGAUCAGUGCCGUUGUGAACAAUCCCAACGCUCCGUUGCGCCUGCACCGACAGAAACCCACUGUUGGUUUGGAGCUGGCUGAGUUUCAGACUCUGCUCCCCACAUUGGAGGACUGGGCCCAGCAGCUCCACCUCCUGAAGGAUCUGCAAAGGGGUUUGUGUGAACUGAAAGGCAGACUGAUGCCCUGGCAGCCUCCUGACGAUGGCCAUAAUGCUGGAGAAGCAUUGAAGGUGGAGGACAUGAUGUUGCUGGUGGACACCAUGCUGGAAAACACCUUGUCUGGUGAGGAGAAGGUGCUCCAGACUCCCACUCGGUACACUCUGGGCUCCAUGGUGUCUCACUUCCAGAAGCUGUUUGACGUCCGCUCCCUCAGCGGAGUGUUCCCACGAAUGAACGAGGUCUACACCCGGCUGGGAGAGAUGACCAACGCCAUGAGGAACCUGCGUGAUGUCCUUCAGCUAGACUGCAGGGUUCCUCCCUCCGAGCUGGUAAACCACGUAUCCAGGCUGGUUUCCUCCACUGAACACGCUGCCGGACUCUAUCAGCUGCUGGGAGAGGCCGAUGUUGACAGAAUCCUGGUAAAAGUGAAGCAGCACCAAGAGUUCUUCCCUGCUUUCCACGCCCUCAUCACGGACAUUUUACACACUCUGGGAGUGAAUCACCUGGACGCCAUCAUUCCCGCUCUGCAGUCCUUGAAACAAACACCCCAGUGAUGGCACGGUGGUUCUACUGAACACAGAGCUCUGUUUUAUGUGAAGUGAGGCCUUUUGUUUGGAGUAAGGAGUCUACAUUUGAUGAAUGAGUCACAGGGACUUGAGUCUUAAUAAAUAAAUACAUGAAUCAACAAAUAUGUUAAAGUUUAUAAUUAAAUGAAACUUAAAUAAAUGCUUUAAAUAUAUUUAUACAGUUUUGUUCACAGCAUUGGAAGAGCUUUAAAAACGACAAAAACAUUGAAGAAAGCAAGUGUGACAGUCGAACCUGGCACGCUGACAGUACUCGGUGUAAAAAGCGACAAAAAUGUCAAAGCGUGGAAAGCUUUAAAAAAAACAAGGUAAAAAAAUGUUUCAUUCAAAGCUCACAUAAUAAGUGAUUCUAGGAAAAGGAUCCCUACAGAGAUAGAAAAAAAAAUAUGUCGUUUAACAUGAAACAGACCAGAAAUCCCCAUACCCACCAGUCCCUAUUUAAAUGAACAGUAACUUUAUCAUCAUAAAAUUCACUUAAAUCAAAGUUAAAUAAAACAAAAUAAAACUAUCAAGAGC
Molecule: messenger RNA, 2602 nt
Organism: Etheostoma spectabile (orangethroat darter)
Lineage: Eukaryota; Metazoa; Chordata; Actinopteri; Perciformes; Percidae
Gene: cep70
Product: centrosomal protein 70
Exons: 15
Coding region: 476-2056 (526 amino acids)
Biological process (GO): cilium assembly; regulation of microtubule cytoskeleton organization
Cellular component (GO): centrosome
Molecular function (GO): gamma-tubulin binding
Source: RefSeq, a predicted model, not a curated record